Molecule: messenger RNA, 2722 nt
Organism: Hypanus sabinus (Atlantic stingray)
Lineage: Eukaryota; Metazoa; Chordata; Chondrichthyes; Myliobatiformes; Dasyatidae
Gene: nudt13
Product: nudix (nucleoside diphosphate linked moiety X)-type motif 13
Exons: 9
Coding region: 1128-2138 (336 amino acids)
Molecular function (GO): hydrolase activity; metal ion binding
Source: RefSeq, a predicted model, not a curated record
AUAAGUAGCUAUAUACCAUGGGACUUCAAAGACAGAUAUUUUGUUGUAAUGCAUUUGUUCAUUUUCAAUUGAAAUUAAAGCACAUGUUUUCUACAUAUCCCAUGAUAUUUUAUUUUCUCUUAUGAGGUUUAUUACCAAAACACCCCGUCCAUCUGCUCCUGGUCCGGCCCCCCUGUCAAAUUUUAGAACCCUUUGUGGCCCACAAGUCAAAAAGUUUGCCCACCCCUGUCCUAGACCAAUGGUUCCAAACCUGUGGUCCAUGGACUCCUUGCUUAAUCGUAUUGGUCUAUGUCCUAAACAAUGUUGGACCACAACACUACUGUCUCAGCUCAGCAUCCUAUGUACCUAUUUAGGAAACAGACAAGGCCAAACAUUUUAUAGUGGGAAAGAAGUAAGAUUUUACUUAAGAAAGGAGGUUUCCAGGUUGCAAGAUGAUCCCUCAAUCUUCCAGUACUACCAUCUAAAUGUAUUUAUACAGUUGGCCCUCCUUAUCCACGGGAGAUUGGUUCUGAGACCCCCCGCGGAUACCAAAAAUCGCGGAUGCUCAAGUCCCCUAUUUAACCUGAAUCAGUGUGGUGAUCUUUAGCACCCAGCAGAGCCCUGGACUGUAUUUAACAUGUUCAGAGCGGUGGACAUUAGGACCUGGUGUAGCUCUGAAUCCACGGUGUUUCUGUUCACAAAAAUAAUCACGAUCGUGAUUGAAAAUAAGGUGGAAGUAAUAAAGCAAUUGGAAAGAGGUGAAACACCAUCGGUCAUUGGAAAAGCAUUAGGCUACAGUCGGUCAACGAUCGGAACAAUUUUAAUGGAGCAUUUGAAAGGCCCUGCCCCGCUGAAAGCUACAAUUAUUACUAAGCAACAAAGUGGUUUAAUUAUUGACAUACGUAUGCUUCUUAAGUGUUUUAUAUGCAUAGAAAGGUAAAAUAUGUACCUUUGACUAACAUUCACUUGACUAACGUUUGACUAACUGACGCUAAAGAAUACCGGAUGUACCUGUUCUGUCUUCAAAUCCGACUUAAAGAUGGACUCAGGAAUGGAACUCAUUCAUAACCUGAUUACCUUGCUCUUGAGGUGACCAGAGUCGACACGGUUAGUUAAAUACUACAAGCUGGACUUGAAAACAAGCAGUGAUGCAUUUCUUUUUGAGGAAUUUCAUCAAACCAGCCUCUCGGUUAUCCUACAGAAUGGCUUCAAAUUAUGUCAGUCGGAUCCGCUACCUAUGUGACCUGAAGGAGGAUGAUGAAGCCUGCCGGAAGGCUCUGAGCUCUGGAACUUUCCUGCUUUUUCAUGGUCUCUCACCUCUUUUGCAGAGGAUUCAGAACAAGUACAUAGCACCAUUUGUUACAACCUCAGAGCUGAAUGGAAUUCUUAAGAAGCUGGGCCAGACAGAAAAAUGGAUGGAGGAAUCAGUUCUAACUGGUUGUACAGAAAGUCUUGUGCCACAGUUUGCACUAGAUUUAGGACAAACUGAAAAAGCCAGAGCGGAAAUGCUACUAAAGGGAAGGUUUGUAGAAUUUCAGAAAGCCUUCUUCCUUGUGGAAGGAAAGGAUUCAGCUAUGCUGUCCCAGGCUCAGGCCCUUCUCCGUUGGCACAGCACACAUCUCUACUGUGGUAGAACUGGACAACCAACGCAGAAAAAUAUAUCCGGCAGCAAGCGUGUCUGUGGCACAGAUGAAGUAACCUAUUAUCCACAGAUGUCUCCUGUGGUUAUCAUGUUGGUAUCCAAUGGAACACAUUGCCUGCUGGCACGCCAGAAGGGGUUUCCUCCUGGAAUGUAUAGUGCGCUAGCUGGAUUCUGCAACAUUGGAGAGACAGUGGAAGAGGCUGUGCAUCGAGAAGUGGCGGAAGAAGUUGGUUUGGAUGUGUCCUCACUGUCGUAUUCUGCAUCCCAACACUGGCCCUUUCCCAGUAGCUCUCUGAUGAUUGGGUGCCAUGCAAUGGUGCAGCCAAAGCAGAACAAGAUUGAGCUCAACAACUCUGAGCUUGAGGAUGCCCGCUGGUUCGAUGCUACAGAGAUAGAGGAACCUUUAAAGCGUAAGCAGGUACCAAGCAAGAAAGAAAUGGGUGAGAUUGCGUUCUGGAUCCCACCGCCCCAGGCUUUAGCACAUCAUCUAAUCAAAGAAUGGAUGCAAAAGCAGUAGCAGUCUUGAAAUCCUGCAGAUAAUCAACUAUUGGGAUUGAAUGGUGCACAGAUGCUGUUCUUUUGCACCAUGUGUGAUAGUUUAUAUGGUUCAUCUACUAACGAGGCAACCACAAGGAACAACUGCAUUACGUCAGACAGUUUUCCACAUUAAAGACCUUUAUAAAGGGAGAUAUAAUCAAGAAUGUUUGUGUCCACUGCAGCUCCAGACAGAUGAAGGAACAAGUCAUUAUUGUGGUGUAUUCCUAAUUAUAAAUGACAAUCUCUGGCAUUCAACCAGUGCUUCUGCUUUAAAGGGCUCACCUUAAGAUUCAAAGGAUUUGAUUUCAUUUAAACCUAAUUUUGAUUACAAAAAAUAAUUUUGCCUUUCUUUGUGGAAAAUUCUUUUCGGUUUUGGAGAUCCUCGUCCCAUUUUUGAUAGUCCGUAUCAACUAUUCCAAGAAAAACUCAGGGAUCAUGUAAAAUAAAUCUUCACAUUAACAGAAGUAAUCCCUGUUGAAGCAUUUUGAAACAAAAUUUCAGUUAAUCCUGUUCAUUGUUAAUUUGAUUCAUUAAAACAUUUUACUUAUGCUAAUAAAGUCUCUC